Messenger RNA from Periophthalmus magnuspinnatus, 4972 nucleotides. Its product is annotated as inactive N-acetylated-alpha-linked acidic dipeptidase-like protein 2. NCBI's taxonomy places the organism in Eukaryota, Metazoa, Chordata, Actinopteri, Gobiiformes, Gobiidae. The transcript is spliced from 17 exons. The coding region runs from base 226 to 2616 and encodes 796 amino acids. The record is from RefSeq and is a predicted model, not a curated record.
CUACAGGCUAAUGCUAAUGCUACCUGGGUGAACAGGUGAAGAGGGCUGGAUCUGUGUCAGUGGAGCGGGGGAGGAAGCGCAGUGGUGGAGGUAUACGCCGGGACCUGCAGCGUUAGCGGUUAGCACACUCCCCUCUUGUGUGCAGAGUCGGGGGGGUUACAGAGGGGGGUCAACCUGCUCUACUCCAAGGUGGUUUGAUACGCUCCGUUGCAGCAGUGGGCUGGUAUGGCCUACAGGAAGGUGUGUGACUCUCAGGGGGGCCCUCUGGUGGGGGAGGUGUGCCCCGGGGCCCUGGAGCUGGACUGGGACCUGGACAAAGAGGAGCUCCCUGAGGCUGGACCAGACCUGGAGAGACUGCAGAUGCAACAUGUGGACUGUCCCAGAGCAGACCCAGGUCCAGACCCUGACCCAGAGUUCAUGGAGCCUAUCCCUCCCUCUGUGUCGGUCUCUCCUCAUGGACGGUUCGAGCGACUUCAGGAAGAUCCCAACUACAUCUCCCACUUCACCAGAGGCUCAGGGAACAAGGGCCAGAGGAGGCUGCACUGCUUCCUGCUCAGGUAUUUCAUAGCGGGCGUGGGUCUGUUUAUCCUGGGCCUUCUGAUUGGCUGGUUCCUCCACUCUCCCUCGUCAGUCAAACCCAAAGCCCUCCCCCCAGAGAGCUUGGACCUGCUGGAGGAGCUGCUCACCAGGAUCACUGCAGAUAAGAUAGAGGCUCUGCAAAGGUCUAUUUCCAGCCAAUCUGAUUCCAGUGAAGAGGCCAGGGCCCGGUACCUGUAUCAUCAGUGGGUGGGGCUUGGUUUGACGGACGUCCAGCUGUCCAAUCACACGGUCCUGCUGAGUUUACCUGGCCUCGCCCCAAACACCAUCACGGACCGUUCCAGUCUGAAGUGUUACCUUCCCACCGGAGAGUCAUGUGACCAGGGCGGAGCCAAUGCAGCGUCCAAUCAGCAUUUCUCCUAUGCAGCGUACUCAGCUGUGGGCGCGCUACAGGGUGAAGUGGUUGAUGUACAGUAUGGCAGUGUGGAGGAUCUGAGGAAGGUCAAACGGGACCUGAAUCUAACCAGAUCCAAUCAGAUUGCAGUCAUGAAGCUGGGCCGGGCUCCUCUGCUCUAUAAGCUGUCCCUUUUGUCCGAGCUGGGCUUUGGAGGAGCUCUGUUGUACGUGGAUCCAUGUGACGCUCCUCAAGGUCAGAACAUGUGGAGCCAGGCCUUCAAUGUGACGCUCAAUCCUGGAGGAAACCCGACACGUGUCGGUGUGUCUAAAGAAGCAGCGGGCUCUCUCUCCUCUCUGCUGGUCCAGCCCAUCUCUCCAGUCCUGGCUCAGACCCUGCUCUCUGCACCAAUCACAGAGCGCGAUGAGGCCUGCAUUCCACUGGCCACGCCCCCAAACACAGACCCCAAGAUGAUCACGUUGACUGUUGGAAACCAGUGGGCCUACAAGAAAAUCUACAGCGUCAUUGGUUAUCUGAAAGGAAAGAAGAAUCCAGACCGACACGUGCUGGUGGGUAGUCACCAUGAUGCCCAGCGAGGGGGCGGGGCUUCGGCCAUCCUGACUGAACUCAUCGCAGCCUUCUCGGAUCAGACCAAGAAGGGCUGGGUGCCGGACCGUACCACUGUGUUCUGCUCCUGGGGGGGUUCAGCCCUCGGGAACAUCGGCUCCUACGAGUGGGGAAAGGAGAACAGCGUGGUCCUCCAGAGCAGCGCCGUAGCCUACGUCAGCCUGGACUGUCCGGUCAGAGGCACAGAGAUGCUCCGAGCCUCUGCCUCUCCGUCUCUGCUGCAGCUCACCUCUGACAUACACAGGAGGCAGUUGCUAAGCUGUAUCCGUGGAGGGAACUGUCCCGGCCCAAACGUCAGCUCUCUGCAGAUGCCCGGAGACUCCAGCUUCUUCUCCAACCUGCUGGCUGUGCCCACGCUCGAGUUCUCCUUCCAGCAGACCGCCGCAGACCAGACCUCCAGUCUGCUGUCAGAGGCCCAGUUUUCCGUGGACUCUCCUCAAACUCUUGACCCACUCUUCAAGUUCCAUGAGACAAUCGCCAAGAUGACCGCAGAGGCCAUCCUUCGCCUGGUGACUGACCCUGUGCUGCCCUUCUUCACCCUGGACAUCGUGCUGGACAUCCAAAACAAACUCAGAGAUAAGUCGUCAGUCCUUCCUGCCCUUCUUUCGGCUGCCUCCUCGCUCAGGGACCAUGCGGCGUUCUUCCAGUCUGAGGUCAUGCGCCCGGCCAACGACCCCAAAGAGAGAGACCCCGCCCACGUGCGCAUGCUCAACGACGUGCUGAGGGACAUGGAGAAGAGCUUCAUCCUGCCUAGUGCUCCUCCAGGGGUUUACAGAAACUUGCUGUACAGUCUACCUGGGAGUUUGCCUCAGUUCUCCAUCCUACGAUUCCCAGAAGACGCCCUUCUAUUCUGUAACAACAGCCACAUCAGGACCCAAUCUGCAAACCAGGAAGUAUCCAGGCCUUUGUCACAUGACCAGGAAGUGUCACAUGACCUGUCCUGCUCUGGAUCCAGGGACCAGGCUCUGGAGCUGAUCCUGGGGGCCAUUCGCUCCGCAGACAGACUCAUCUGCUUUGGACAGGAGCUGUUUGAGAACUACCCAAGUGAACGCAAAUAAUGGUUAAAUGAUGGUGGCUUGUUAAGUCUUUUGGUUUUCUUAAAUUUGUUCUAUACUGAGAAAGUUUGUCUGGAUAUUCUCCAAGUUUGGGCAUUGCUUUUCAUUUGAAGUGUUUGUUCUUGACCAAUCAAAGUUAGGGGGUGGUGCUACUAUCUGGAUAGGGUAUCGUUGGCUUAAGCUUGUCCGGUGGCCGCUCCAUUGGUAUUGCAGCCAAAUGCAGACAUAUGUGGGCGUGCUCUCUUAAGAUAGGCUUAACUGUCGACAUCCGUCAUUGAACUUGGCAAUUGACUCAAAUUGGUGGCCAUGUUGGGGCACAGUUCAUUUUAAAGGUUCAGUAUGUAACUUGUUGGAAGUAGCACGUCACCUGCAUGAUUCCGUAGAAAUAAAAGUUAAAACCAUGCUUCAGAACAUUCUCCAUGGAGAAAGAAACCAUACAGUGAAAAAUGAUUGUCAAAGGAACAGCAUUCCCUGAAAACAAGCAGGAGAAGGCCCACAUAAGAGUCAGGUUUGCAGAGAUGCAAGCCUGCCCACAGUAAGUAUGCAGGUUUUUCUGAGUUUUUCAGUACAAUAAAAAUAACCAAAAUGAAAAACAAACAAAAACAGCAAAUAUACUUUUUUAUUUUUUUUUGCUAAAAAGUUGCAUACUGUGGCUUUAAACAAGCUUACAGUCAAGAUGGCCACUGCAUCAAAAGUUCCAAAUGUAACUAUGGUACUAUGAGUCCCAGAAGAACACCACAACUUGAAACUCUAAAACCUUUUCUUAAAAAUAAAUGGUAAAUGUGAGACGCAAUGCCACAUUAAUGACACAUGCUUUGCCCAUUUGUUCUGAUUUGUUCUCUGACAGGUUAUAUUACAAAUAGUUUCAGUUCACAUUACGGGGUACCAGACCAACUUCUUUGUAUAAAACAUAUUGGUGUUUGGUGGAAGGGCUUGACAAAAGUAACAUGGGGCCUAUUGGAUUACCUCGAAAUCAACACUGGUAUAAUCGAAUAUGAAUUAUCAACUACGACAAGACACAUUGCAAUAGUUAUUCUGGCAGGGAUUGUCAAUAAGCUAACAAAUGUCUGUUUAUUUGAAAUGAACACAAUUUAUAAUUUAAGGUUUUGAGAUACUUACUGCACAAUAGCCCUAAGCUAAACAUAAAUAUUCACAUUUUAGGGUUGUAUUUUUGCACUAGGAGGCCGAGCUGACAUUUUGAAACCUCUCUCCUCUUUUUAAAUUUUCAUAAGGGGCUAUAUUAUGCAUAGGGCUAAUUUUUAUACCUUGUGAACAUUAACUUUUGUGUACGGAAUAGCUUUUGUGGGUAAGUCCAAAGUCUGUAGCUGACAAGCCAUUCAAAUGUUAUUGGCACUGCACAUUAGUUAUGAAUAGUUGAAUAGUUGGAUAAUGUUUGCGUAUUUGCACACUCUUAAUUCUUUCAAGAGUUGUUUUUUAAGAAGCAAUCAUUUUAAAUAUGGAUUUACACUAAAGGGGUACCUGAUUUUCAAACCGUGGAAGGAGAAAGUAGAUAUUUAAAGGAACUGUAUGAAAGAUUUUUAUUUAAAAUUUAGUAAACAUGACCUUAUUAUGCCCCCAGCUAGAUACAAAACACGUUCAAAUCAAAUACAGCUUUUACUGAUGACAACUGUAAUGCUGAUUUAUUCCUAAUUGUAAUAGUUGGACAUAUAAGGAACAAUGUGAUUGGUCUAACAGCUAUCCACACUUCAGACUCCACCCCUGCAGCCUGGUGUUUGCAGAAACACCUGGACAGUCUUGCAUGGUGUGGCCAAGUACUUGAAAUUGCAGAGAUACAAACUCAAAUUUAGACCAUAAAACUGCAAAUUUACCUACUUUAAAAUGCCUCUCUGAUUUGAAUCGUCACUACCUAAACCACAGCACCUGAAGCAAAUCAUUAGUCAGUGCUAUAGCAGCUGUCCAUUUACUGAGAAUGAGAAAAACCUGUAAGUGUCCUCUAUAAUAGGGUUAGGCACUUGCAACCCAGGUUCAUUUGUUAUUGUAGUAUCUUAUCCCAACUACAUACAGUUCUUUGGCACAAAUCAACCAAUCAGCUCUCAUAAAGUGUUUUCUAAAUAGAUGAAGACAGGAUGUAGUGGUCAGAUUUUUGUCACAAAGUUCUACCUUUACCAUGCAUUGUAUGGGGGAAACUAUGUUUAGUAAAGGGUUGGGUAUUUCAGCUUUAACAAUGCACCAGUAGCUUUGAAAUAAAGGCUCUCAAUGUACAAUCAAACAUGGCAGCUCAUCAGGGUAAUUCUUAGAGAGUAGCUCAGAUAAAGCAAUACCUAUAGACAGUGAUGGAAAAAGUACUCAAUUACUUACUUAAUUACUGUUACUUAAGUAAAAAUACAGAUACUGGAGC